AUGGCUCUAAGUCGCAGAGAUGUAAUCCUCGCAAGCAUUGCAGCGUUCAUCUCCUGGGGCUUCGUCACCCACUGGGUACCGACUUUGCGCUGGAUACCUCACGCCUUUCUCGCCGGCGUCGCUGUAACGCUAUUGGGUUUCUUCUGGACUAUAGUAUCCGUAUCCCAACAGCCACGUGAAAAUGAAAGAGCAGGGACUGAUACGAAGCGCAACGUGGCUUUCGUUUCUCCGGCGGCUUGGAGAGCGGAAACCGCCGCCCUGAAGGGCAGGUUGCAAUACACCAGUGAACAACUCUAUCCACAAUCACCUGUUAUCUCCGGCCGCCUUGAUACGCUCGUUGGACUCUUACUGCGGGACUUCGUUAUGAGCUGGUAUGGAGCCAUCAGUGGAAGACCUACGUUUUCGAACGAAAUCGACCGGGCUGUGCGUGCCGCGCUGGUCAAUAUUCGGGAUAGAGUUCUGAGCCUCGACAUGACCGAGAUUGGGGUGUCAAGAAUGUUACCAAUAGUGACCGAGCACAUGCGGGAUUUCUACGAGGCGGAACGAUUAGUCAGAGGAAGGAAACUCUCACGCAACGUCACGGAGUCUGAAGAGCUUGACCUUGCUAUUGCUGGGAAAUAUCGGGAUGGUCAUCUACACCCAGCCGCAUCUCUAGCAUACUCCAGCACGAAACUUGCAGCGCAGCAGCAUCUCCGCAGUGUCGUCACGCGCCUGCUGCCCAAAGUCUUGCCACCCAGUAUGAUUACCAGUCCUGCUGUCACUGUCUUAAUCAAAGAAAUUGUUUCUUGCGCAGUACUUUCUCCCGUUAUGCAAAUGCUUGGUGAUCCGGAUGUGUGGAACCAGCUCCUGGAGGCAUACGGACGCACAGUGCUCCAAGACCGCAAGACGGUUCGCAGAUUGCGUGCUGCUCUCGAUGAACAUGCACCGCCUUCCCCGAAGCCAAAGAAAGAUGGGGGCCUUGCUAAACUCGCUCCAAAUGAUAGUGAGCGCAGAUUCGAGAAGUUUAUACGAUCCAUUCGGCGGUGCAACUCUCUAGCAGAUGCUCGGCGCUUUCGCAGCGAAAUAACGAGUCAAUUCAGUAAGCCGGGCGCCGCAGGAGCUCAAGACCCUGUUUAUCUUCGCCGUCUUGAGACUGGGAAACGUAUCCUGGAUCAGAGGAUUGCCCAGCUGAGCGCUGGAGGCACUAGUAAACCCGCCCUGUCGGUGCAAACCCGACCUGGAUCUUCACGCUCUACGUCUCGUAUUGAAGAUGCCUCGCUAAGACAAGUUCUGUACGAUUCCUCGGGGUUAUCCUACUUCAUGGAGUACAUGGAUCGCAUGGGUCUUAUGCGCCUUGUCCAAUUCUGGAUCGUGGUUGAUGGAUUUCGAAAUCCUCUAGAAGCAGACACCGACGAGCCAGAAGACUAUUUGACAGCAGCACCCUCAUGGACAGACUCAGAGCGUGCGGAUCUUAUGCAGAUCAAUGAGGGUUACCUGGUGAAGCCUGAGCUCAAGGUGUCCGACGAUGCACGUCGUGCCGUCAAGGAGUUUCUCAAAGCCGGAAGCAAUGCAAGUCCGGUUCAAUACCACGCAGCGCGGCGCGCUGUCCUGCACGCGCAGAGCGCGGUCUACGAAGAGCUGACGGAACGCUACUUCCCGAAUUUCAAAGUAUCUGACCUGUACCACAAAUGGCUUGCGUCCGAACAAGCGUCCGUAGCACCGAGGAGUAUAGCGGUUAGCAGAGACGAGUCACCAUCUUCACGUAGAUUUGCUGCGGCUCUACGACCUGCACCACUCAAGCACGCGACUUCCACGGGGCUGCGAACUGCUGCGCCCGAUCUCCGGAGGGCUGUCGCGUCUUCUUCGGAUCUCCGCAACACUACAAGGGCUGUCGACAAUGGUGCACCAUCCCGACGCUCGAUGGACGACUCUGCAGCACGAAAGCCACUCUUCGACGAUGAUGAUGAUGAUGACCCUCUUGCGCAGUCGACGCAAAGUUUACAGAGCGUGGAUUCCGAGCCAGAGCAACACCAAUUCAACAGCGACGAUCCUCGCAUUGUAGAUGCAAUGCAAGAGGCAUUGAAUGACAUCAUGGGUGAUGACCCUGACAAAACUUCACUGUUCUCUGAUCCGAGCGUAAGAUCGCCAGAAGAUUACAGUCACGCGCGAGGGUCACUCGAACUGCCAAGACCCAUAUCUCCAGGCUCGGAGAGUAGCAGGGAAAAGCCGAGCAUAGCCUCUCUUGGCCUACUUGGUACGCCAAACAGAAGAAGCGGAGUGUUCUCAGAUGACCUCUUUGGCGGCGAUGAGGAGAAGUUCCUUGAGGAUGAGUACGAUACCGACGUUGAUGACAAAGACAAAGAAGAUGGAAUCCACGAGGCAGCCCCUGGAGAUCUUGGUUUAGCCGAGGCGGUCGACGCCCUGACAGCAGAGAUUGAGAGACUGGUAACUCAGGAGUUGAUAGUCGACUCGUUGACAAAGAAGGCAGAGCUGACCAACAACUCCGCUGAGUUGAGAAUCCUUCGGAAAUCAAAGGCAAGCUUGCAAAGAGAAAUUCACAGGAAAGAGCUACAGAAGCAGCAAUACAUCAUCCAAGAAAGCGACAACAGUCUGUAUGGCCGCGCCACUGUAUCGAUCCAGUCAAUCAUGGUUGCCACCGAAGAUGAUGGCCGAGAAUACGCUUUGUACGUGAUCGAGGUCCGGCGUCAGGCCGGCGAUCAGAUGCCGGCGGCGGCUUGGGUUGUCACAAGAAGAUACAGCGAGUUUCAUGAGCUCAACAAGCGGCUGCGGUCACGGUAUCCCAUGAUCCGCAACCUCGACUUCCCUCGUCGACAAAUGGUCCUCAAAUUGCAGAAGGAUUUCUUACAGAAGCGCCGUGUGGCUUUGGAGCGGUACUUAAGAGAACUCCUGCUCGUUCCCGCUGUCUGCCGCAGCCGCGAACUCCGGGCUUUUCUCUCCCAACAAGCCAUCUCAUCCGCUUCGCCAUCUUCCCAAACCGCAGAGACCCGCGAUCUCGUGACGCGCAUCUACAACUCCGUUACCGACGGUAUGGAAGACUUCCUCGGCAACGUUCCUGUCCUUGACCAGCUCUCAAUCGCCGGCCAGAAUCUCAUCUCCGCCGCCACUACCCAGCUGGCCGCCACGAACGGCGGCAUGGGCUCUACGAUGCCUACAGCGGCGCUUUCCAACGAUCCGGCCACCGCCGCGGAAGCGGAGAAGGAGCUCAGAGCCUUCGAGUCAAGGGAGGUGGAACCGUUUGUCAAGCCUAUCUGCGACCUCUUUCUUGAGGUGUUCGAGCUCAACAAAGACUCCAAUUGGCUCCGCGGCCGCGCUGUUGUGGUCGUGCUGCACCAGCUCCUUGGCGGGACGAUUGAGCGGAAAGUGAGGGAAAAUGCGAAGGCUUUCUCGCAGGAAGAGAACGUGGUCAAGUAUAUCGAUCUAAUCAAGGAGACGCUGUGGCCCGGCGGAAAGAUAAAGCAGCCAGGCGCUCCAAGGUCGAGCGCCGAGAAGGAUCGGAGCCGGAGGGAGGCAGGAUUGUUGCUUGCGACGCUCGUGCCGGAGUUGGCGGGGAGUGUGGUUGGGAGACAGAAUGCCCAAGCGGCGAGUAGACGGAUCUUGGCUACGGCUAAUAAUGAGAGGUUGAAUACCCACCUGGCGUUUACGCUGUUAGACGAGGUUGUCAAGAUAUUGUUCGAGGAAAGGUAG
This is a messenger RNA of Coniosporium apollinis CBS 100218, 3684 nucleotides long. RefSeq lists its product as uncharacterized. Gene Ontology annotation, molecular function: phosphatidylinositol binding. Bases 1 to 3684 code for a protein of 1227 amino acids. The transcript is spliced from 5 exons. The record is from RefSeq and is a predicted model, not a curated record. Gene Ontology annotation, cellular component: intracellular membrane-bounded organelle. Lineage: Eukaryota; Fungi; Ascomycota; Dothideomycetes.